AGAGCGCAGCCCGGCGGUUGUUUACCGGGGAGGAAAGAGCCGGGGCAGGUCUCGCCGCCGAGCCGAGCCGAGCUUAGCUGCGCGGGCGGGCUGGCGGUGGCUUCUCGCCCUGCGCUCCGAGGAUGCUGCGCCGGGCCCCGCGGCGGGCGGCGGCUCUGGGCGCCGUGCUGCUGGGCUCGCUGCUGCUGGCGGCCGCCCGGAGCGCCGAGGAAUGCCUCCGCGGCAACGGCGCGUCCUACCGCGGCAGCCGGCGAGUGGCCACCGGCGGCGCCCCGUGCCUCAACUGGCUGGCGGUACGCAGCGGCCCCGGCGCCGCUUUCCCGGCAGCAGUCGCGGAGGACCACAGCAGCUGCAGAAACCCGGACGGAGAUGCCGCGCCCUGGUGCUACGUCCAAGGAGCCGCCGGAGUUCCCGAGCGAAGACCCUGCGACAUCGCCCAGUGCCCAGCAGAUGCUGCAGUGGCCACCACCCCAGUCCCUGCAGCAGGAGUUGGUACUUCUCAGGAGGCCAGCCAGAUGUUUGAGCCAGCUGACACUCUGCCCUCCCGCAGCGAGGCCGCUGCAGUGCAGCCUGUCAUUGGCAUCAGCCAGAGGGUGCAGAUGAACUCCAAGGGAAAGAAGGACCUGGGCACGCUAGGCUAUGUACUGGGGCUGAUCAUGAUGGUGAUCAUCAUUGCCAUUGGAGCCGGCAUUGUCCUGGGAUACAUCUAUAAGAGGGGGAAGGACCUGAAGGAGAAGCAGGCCCAGAAGGCGCAGGAGCGCGAGCUGCAGCGCAUCACACUGCCCCUCGCCGCCUUCAGCAACCCUGCCUGCGAGCUGGUGGACGAGAGCACCGUCGUGGUGCACACCAACCAGACGCCCGUGGAGGACAGGCGGGAUGGCAGUGGCCCGCUGAUGGGGCAGGCAGGUACUCCCGGGGCCUGAGCAGCUCGGGCAGGAGCGCCACAGGUGGAGCGCAGCCUGCAGCCUCCCGCGCCGGUGCGGGGCUGCCGUGUUCAUUUCUGUUUUGUUUUCUUUUCGAUGAGAGCCAGGUGAAGGUGAUGCAGAGGGGCAGGACAAGGGCUGUUCAUCACCAGCUGUUUGAAGGGCACCGUUUAGUGCAUGACCAGCUGGGCACUGGUGUGAUGGAGCCUGCUGCUUCCUUCCACCUGUCUCCAUGGUGUGCCGAGGAGCUGGGGGGGAUGACAGGCCAGUCUCACAGCUGGCCACAGAUCCCAUGUCCCAGAGUGUGGCCUUGGCUUCCUCUAUUUCUGUUCCUAUUUAAUAGUGUGCACUGUUACUGAAGUUUUAGCCUGGAGGGAGCAGUGCUGCAGGGACUGAUGGGAGCUUUGUAUCAGCCUUAGCUAGAUAGUUACACUUGCAGUAUAGUUCCUGCCUUUUUGCUUUAGUGACUGAGAGCUGGAGGCACUGCCCAGGGUCCUUCCCCAAAGAAGGGUUUGAGAUGACCUCAGCCAGGACUCCCAGUAUCAAUUUGGAAAAGCUCUUGACAAAUACAGGUCUUCCAGGGCUGAGGCCACAUCUCCAUCCCUCUGCAGUGCAGCUGUAGGUGUCCAGGUGGUCUGCGUCUCCUGCUCACCUACACAGACAGGAGACCAAAGGCCAGCAGUAGAGAGCUGUGAAGGAAACAAACUGCCCUCCAGUUACCUACAGCAGGUUGAGCACUGAGGUUAGGGGACAUCCCCUUCUGAAUCUCCUUGGCUUUCUACAGAGCCAGCUGUGGAGGUCUCCUUGAGCAGGUUGCAACAGCUCUUGCUCUAAGGGCAGGACGGAGCAUCUGCUUCUGCAAGAGCAUGAAGUUUGGGCGUGGCUCCUGGCCCAGCCUCUUUCACACACACUCAGCUUGUGCAGCAAGGCUGCUUGCUCAGCACCUGGCCCUGGCAGAGAGGGUUUCUAACAACAAUCAGUCAGCAUUUCAGUAGGGCUGGAAGGGAUGGCUGCUGCAGAGGGUCCCACACAGCAGCGAGGCAAGGUGAGUUCAGGGAAACAUCCUUCCCCACCCCAGGGGACUCAAGCCAUUCAAGUAAUUUUGUAGCCAUCUGCUUCAUAGCUGUGGGCCUAACAGGGAGCAGCACUUGGCAGCAGGGGUUUUAGUGUCAGUGUUUGAUUCAGAAAAGGGAAAUGUUUUAUUUUUAAAUGCCUUUGAAUACCGUUUCUUUGUAAAAUGUUUUAAAUACCUCAUUCUGAGAAGGUGCAGAUUGUGCUACCUUGUAUUAAAGCAUAAAAGGGAAA
Messenger RNA from Pogoniulus pusillus (Red-fronted tinkerbird), 2228 nucleotides. It is a transcript of the gene PIK3IP1, whose product is annotated as phosphoinositide-3-kinase interacting protein 1. Gene Ontology annotation, biological process: negative regulation of phosphatidylinositol 3-kinase/protein kinase B signal transduction. The record is from RefSeq and is a predicted model, not a curated record. NCBI's taxonomy places the organism in Eukaryota, Metazoa, Chordata, Aves, Piciformes, Lybiidae. The transcript has 6 exons. The coding region runs from base 123 to 923 and encodes 266 amino acids. Gene Ontology annotation, molecular function: signaling receptor binding; endopeptidase activity; phosphatidylinositol 3-kinase catalytic subunit binding.